Suillus plorans is the source of this 449-nucleotide messenger RNA. RefSeq lists its product as uncharacterized. Bases 82 to 342 code for a protein of 86 amino acids. Lineage: Eukaryota; Fungi; Basidiomycota; Agaricomycetes; Boletales; Suillaceae. The record is from RefSeq and is a predicted model, not a curated record. The transcript has a single exon.
UAUAUAUGUAUAUGAUCUCGGGAACAUAGCCUAUCGAAUUCUCCAUCCGAACAUCCGAAAUCACCGAAAAAUCGUUAAGAUAUGACCGACGAUCUGUCAACUACUCACAACUCGCAUUCGCAGCACGUCGCAGUGAAGAUUUUCGAUGUCACUGUCAAUUCGAUGGCGGACGAGCGUACAGCGUCAACGAUGAAUUGGUUGAACUCCGCAUUACGCAGCUCCCUCAAAAGUUCUACCAUUGUCAGUCAGGUUCAAGUUUGGCAGUGGGCUUUGAUGGAUCCUGAACGUGUUCAUGCUGUCCCACCUUUUCUUCCUCCGCCUUCUCACUGUCCUGUCCCGUAGACCAAAAGGCCUCCCUCAAAACCAACAGUUAAGUUUCGUGACCUGGAAAGUACUCUUUUCGAUGUCAAUCUCGAUAGCAACGGUCAGAAAAGGAAACACGACAACUC